AGAUUUUGUCUGAAACCGAGGCGAUGAUGUUUUUUCUGCUCAGAAAAGUCAAAAGCAUUAACCUGAAAAUCGACAAACCGCAUCUUGAAUCUUCCCUUCUGCCCUUGACCCGUCUCAGCUUAUACCUAUUAGGAUCGUGCUGUUGUUGUCGCUAUGGGUGGCAAAGCUUCUAAAAAAGAUAGAGCAAGAUCUGUAUUGGCAGAUCCCAUUGCACUUGCUUCUGAAACGAUUUUCACUGUCAGCGAAGUAGAAGCAUUGCUGGAUCUAUACAAGAAGUUAAGCUGCUCCAUCACCAAAGACGGGCUGAUCCAUAAGGAAGAACUCUUACUGGCACUUUUCAAGAACCAUAAGAAAGAAAACCUUUUCGCUGACAGGAUAUUUGCCCUUUUUGAUGCCAAGCAAAAUGGACAAAUUGAUUUUGAAGAAUUUGUACAAGCAUUGAGCAUUUUCCAUCCAAGGACUCCUGAAUCUGAGAAAAUUGCAUAUGCAUUUAAGUUAUAUGAUCUUGGGCACACUGGCUACAUCGAGCGCGAGGAGUUGAAGGAGAUGGUCUUAGCUCUUCUCGACGAAUCUGAUCUUCACCUUUCAGAUGAUGUUGUUGAAGCCAUUGUCGACAAGACAUUUAAAGAAACAGAUACAAAUGGUGAUGGCAGGAUCGACCAAGAGGAGUGGAGAGAAUAUGCAGCUAGAAAUCCAACGUUGUUAAGAAACAUGACUCUUCCAUAUUUAAUGGAUGUCAAUUUAGCAUUUCCGAGCUUUGUCCUAGGCACUGGCGCGGAGGACUAACUUUAAAGGCUAAUUGUGAUAUGAAAAAUUCUCUUCCUCUUAAAUGGUGCAUUAGCGUAUCGGAAACAUCUGUUCUAAUAUAGUUGCUGUAAUUUUAUAAUUUUAGAAAACAUGAUUUACCUAUAAGAGCCGUGGAAAUAGUCUCUUGCAAAAAUGCAGGGUAAGGCUGCGUACAAUAGACCCACAAUAUGACAAGUAUAUAUGGCAAUGCUUUAUA
Nicotiana tabacum (common tobacco) is the source of this 1003-nucleotide messenger RNA. RefSeq names its product calcineurin B-like protein 7. Lineage: Eukaryota; Viridiplantae; Streptophyta; Magnoliopsida; Solanales; Solanaceae. Gene Ontology annotation, biological process: calcium-mediated signaling. The record is from RefSeq and is a predicted model, not a curated record. Gene Ontology annotation, molecular function: calcium ion binding; kinase binding.